AUGACGUCACUUCCGGCAGGUUCGGAAGGGGCGGGCCUAUGCUCCUUGGGCCCCGCCCCAACCUGGUACUCGGGGGCGGGGUUACGAGUCACGGGAGGAGCCGGAGCGCGAGUUGGUGGGGGUUUUUUGACCCCGCGGUUCGGUAACCUUGGCAGCCAGAGCCGGCUUCCCGGGCCCGCAAGCUGGCCGAGUUUUGUGAGCCGUAACGGUGCCUUCUGCCGGAAAAAGAGGACAGGAUGCUCUGGUUCUUUUCAUCAGUUAUGGGGUGGUAUUAUUCACUCCCUUCAGACUCAAGUGGAAAUAAAAAGGAGACAUCAUUUAUGAACAUACAAAGAUUUUACUGGUUCUGUUGCUGUUGAUGCAGUAUUAAGUCAUCCCUGGCAAAAUACAUGCCUAAGUAGUAAUGACACCUCUCUUCUUAAAGGAGUUUGUCUUUGCCACGUUCUAAUGAAUCAUAAAGUAUUUGAACUAGUAGGAAUGAAGCUAUUGAAAAAUGAAAAGGAAUUAGAAUUUGAAGAUUCAAACAGUAGUCUCUACAGUUUUCUAGACAAUAAAUCAUCUUAUUUUUUUUGCAAAAGAGAAAAGGAUUCUGGGAAUGGGUUAAUUGAUGAAAUAAAAGCAAAGGAAUCUUUAAGACCAGGAGAUGAAAUGAUUUCAAAUCCUCUAGCACAAGAGAUUGGUGAGGAAAGAAUAGAGGAACCUAUUCAUACAAUGAGUGGGAAUAUGGCUUUACCUCCAAAUAUCAUAGUUGAUAAACCUGUUCUCUCACUUUCAAAAAAAGAUGUUUGGAAACAACAGACAUUUCUAUGUAUUUUUUGACCGAUUCACCUUCCAUUCUUGGAAAAUGUGUUGAAGCCUUCUGUUAAAACACAAAAUCUUCAAUUAAGUAAAGAGGAGGAUCUUAUUCUCUCAAACACUUGUCUAGACAAAGAGGUUAUUCCAAGUUUAUGUCUACCUGAAAUUGACAACUGGUUUAUUAAUGCAGCAAUUAAAUGUUUGCUAUUUCCCUGACCAGUUAUAGUUACAGUUAUUCAGCAGUUAGUACAAAAGGAAAAGACAGGAUUGAGUAUACAGAAGAAGAUACUGUUUGAUGUUGUAGUAAAAUACUAUAACGAGAGAGAUUGCCUAUUAACUGAUGAGUGUUCUGAUAUUCAGUUAGGAAUUAUUGAAAUUUUAGACUCCAGUUACUACUUUAUUGGAUCUGGUUGUAAGAAACUUAAGAAGCUUCUACAUGGAGAAGAUCCAGAUGCCAUAUCAGGUAUUGAUUCAGGUUUGUUCCGUCUUUAUCAUCAGGAGACUAUUAUAGCCAAGUAA
Messenger RNA from Odobenus rosmarus divergens (Pacific walrus), 1314 nucleotides. RefSeq names its product DEP domain containing 4 (gene DEPDC4). Gene Ontology annotation, biological process: intracellular signal transduction. NCBI's taxonomy places the organism in Eukaryota, Metazoa, Chordata, Mammalia, Carnivora, Odobenidae. The record is from RefSeq and is a predicted model, not a curated record.